GCGCUGCUGUGAUUGGCUGACAGGGCGGAUAUUAAUAUCUAGGACAAAGGUAGUGGUCAAGUCUGUUUAUCCGGUAGAGUCUUUCUCUGCGGUUAUAACAAUGCUACUGAACAAGGUCCUCAGAGCUAGUGUUCGGUCUGGGAUCCGGCUGCAGAGCUCCAGUGCUGCUGCAGCCAAUGUUGCAUCUCAUGGUGGCCAUGCAUCUUCACAAGGCUUCUCAUUUGAGCUUUCAGAGCAGCAGAAGGAGUUCCAGCAGCUAGCAAGGAAGUUUGCCCGUGAAGAGAUCAUUCCUGCUGCUCCUGCUUAUGACAAGAGUGGUGAGUAUCCUGUCCCUCUGAUCACAAAAGCAUGGGAGCUGGGUCUAAUGAACGGUCACAUUCCACAAGAAUAUGGUGGAAGUGGCCUGUCAAGCUUUGAAAACUGCCUCAUCACAGAAGAGUUGGCUUAUGGCUGCACAGGAGUACAGACUGCCAUCGAAGCAAACUCUCUGGGUGCAAUGCCCAUUAUUCUCGCUGGCAAUGAGGAACAGAAGAAGAAAUACCUGGGACGGUUGGUUGAAGAGCCACUCAUGUGUGCGUACUGCGUAACAGAGCCCGGUGCAGGCUCUGAUGUGGCCGGACUUAAGACCAGAGCUGUGAAAAUGGGCGAUGAGUACAUCGUUAAUGGACAGAAGAUGUGGAUCACUAAUGGAGGGAAAGCUAAUUGGUACUUCCUCUUGGCCCGCACUAACCCAGAUCCUAAAUGUCCAGCUGGUAAAGCCUUUACUGGCUUUGUUCUGGAUGCUGACACUCCAGGAAUAACAGUAGGAAGGAAGGAGAUGAACAUGGGCCAGAGGUGCUCUGAUACCAGAGGCAUCACCUUUGAGGAUGUGAGGAUACCUAAGGAGAACGUCCUGAUCACAGAGGGAGCUGGCUUCAAAAUUGCAAUGGGAGCUUUUGACAGCACAAGGCCACCAGUGGCAGCAGGAGCAACAGGCCUGGCACAGAGGGCACUUGAUGAAGCUACUGCCUAUGCUCUGGAGAGAAAGACCUUUGGAAAAGUGAUAGCUGAGCAUCAAGCCGUGUCCUUCCUCCUGGCUGAGAUGGCUAUGAAGGUGGAGCUUGCCAGGAUGGCAUAUCAGAGGUCCGCCUGGGAGGUGGAUCAGGGCCGCAGAAACACCUACUAUGCCUCCAUCGCUAAAGCCUUUGCUGGAGACAUCGCCAACCAGGUUGCUGCUGAUGCCGUUCAGGUAUUUGGUGGCAACGGCUUCAACAGCGAAUACCCUGUAGAAAAACUCAUGAGAGACGCCAAGAUCUACCAGAUCUAUGAGGGCACAGCUCAGAUCCAAAGACUCAUCAUCGCCCGAGAACACCUGGCAAGAGCCAAGAAAUAAACUCUGCUCACCUGACCUGACUCAUCUAAAUGUGCUUUGUUGUAACUUACUUGUUUUUACACAUAGGGGUGUACCAGAAAUAGAGCUGAUCACUUAAAGGAGCAGUUUGUAAGAUUCAAGGGAAUCUUAAGAAGAAAUAUGAAUCACCAGAGUAUGAUCAACUGAAAAUAAUAAUGUUUGUGUUUUCUCUAAGAAUGAGCUCUUUAUAGCUAUAUUCAACAGCUCCCUCCACUUUUAUCAAUGCUCUACAGUAACUGGGCCUGUCAACAUUAAGUUGAGGGGAAGGGUUUUUAGAGUAGAUUUGAGUCUAUAAGGUCAUCAUUCGAUACCACUGAAUCUUACGUAAUGGUCCUUUAGACAGAGUAAAGUAGUAAAAUGUUGCUUGCCUUAACAUCACUUCAUCCUGCCUUGUUUUAUAAACCGGACACUUAUUUUGUAGACUGCAGUGUACGGAUGUAUCAUCAAUCCAUCCACCUUUUAAAUGAAGCCCAUAACUGUUGCCUUACUUUAUGGAUAAAUUAGUCGACCAUUAUCUUCUUGCUUUUAACUUCUGCAGGUCAUAAACAGCAGCCGCACAGGUCUCCUGAGCUUGUGACAGCAGCCUCUAUCAAUCAAUGCAAAAUUAACUGUAUUUAUUUGGCAUAAGCCUGGCAUAAGUUGCCCAUGUUAUAUUAAACUCUUUCUCAUUGAAUUUGUCUGUAAAUAAAUAAGUUUGUGAUUUUAAAUGAGGGAUUGUUUAAGUUGACAAGGAAAGCCCAGGACAGAACACUUUAUUAGGUUUGAUUACAGCAAAAUCAAAGAUUACCAGAGUGAUUAUUUCUCCUUGUAUAGUUUAAACUGGCGUACUCUGCCUCUAAAAUAACAUUGUCUUCUAUCUCCAUACUUGCUAUGAAAUAUUAGACUCAAUAGUACUUCAAACUGUGAAUACAAUGCUUAGUUUUUCACACAGCAGAACAUGAAACCUUCAUCUGUGCUAAUCCAUUUAUCUCUGGGCUAUAUUUGAAAAAUAGCAAUGCGUGUCGAACAAUACCUGUUAUGACUGUAAAUUGCAUGUUAUCCAAAGGUUUUUUUUCUGCCUGGUUCGGCAAAUGGAUCCUAAAAGAUUCCUGUCAGAUCUACAUCCAAAUCAUUGACGAGUGUCAGCUUCACAGUUAACUCCAGCCAGGACUUUGGAUCAGAAAUGGGGGUGGUGUUUCAGCUGUCACAGUAACAGACUGACCAUAUGAUUAAAAAAACUCAUGAUACUUAUGUAUAUCAUCAAUCUGAAAUAAAUUAUUUCAUUCAA
Molecule: messenger RNA, 2657 nt
Organism: Cheilinus undulatus (humphead wrasse)
Lineage: Eukaryota; Metazoa; Chordata; Actinopteri; Labriformes; Labridae
Gene: acadm
Product: acyl-CoA dehydrogenase medium chain
Exons: 12
Coding region: 101-1372 (423 amino acids)
Biological process (GO): fatty acid beta-oxidation; medium-chain fatty acid catabolic process
Cellular component (GO): mitochondrion
Molecular function (GO): flavin adenine dinucleotide binding; medium-chain fatty acyl-CoA dehydrogenase activity
Source: RefSeq, a predicted model, not a curated record